AUUACGGGAGGAACAGCGGACAACAAACACAGGGCUGUCGGCACUCACAUACACGGGUGGUCACACCGACGUCCGCAUCAGUUAUUGCCCACGCCCCAGCCCUCGGAGGCGAUCCCUAUAAAAGGUGGAACCCAAAGAGCUCGAGGGGAGUUCGACACGAAGCUGACCAGUGAAGAUCCAAGACUCGGAGAUUAGGCCCUGGGACUCCCCGGUCUCGCCGUCCUUAUAAGGGCCGAGCCGGGUAAGCCAGUGGCGCGGCCCAGGAGCUUCCAGACCGCUGCCCUUGUCAGGGCAAGGCUGGUUAGCUGGUGCCGAGAUCUGUGCUUGCCAGGGCCAGAUCAGUCAGCCUCCCGUAGCCCAGUAGAGGAGGACUGGGGGACAGGACAGAGGGCUUAGUACUAGGGUGGGUUUCCCAUAGUACGGGUGAAGGGGCCGAUACCCCUUCAACUAUUGUAUCUGUCCCGGAGUUAAUAAACAGUGUGUCUCAACUUCGACAUCGUCUCCUCUGCUACUUACUACAUCUGGUGUUAGAAGUGGUCCAAGCAUGGAUACGAGACGGAAGACUCGUGCCCAAGACCCAGGAGAGGAUGACGACGAGGGAGGGGCAGUGCAAGACAUCGCCGCCGACGUACCUGCACAACUGCUGCCGGCUCCGGCAUCGGCGGGGCCGUCGGAGAGGGCCGGGACGUCGACUGACGAGUUGGCGUUGGCUCACUCGCGGCUGGCGGAGCUCUUGUAUGCAGCGGCCGCUAUGCUGGAACAAAUAACUCGCCUGGGGCCGGGAGGAGCGACGCGGCGGGAAGAUGGACAACGCCCGCCAGAAACUCCCGCCUUUACAACAGCGGGGCGACUCGAAAAUCCCGCCACGAAGACAGUAGAGGCGGAGGGAGGAGUCCCAGCUCGUCACGCGGGAGACGGUGCCCAGCCAGCAGCCGCCACGUCAUCGGCGGAGGCGGGUCGCGGUGGCAGCCUAUCAGGGGUUGAAACGUCACCACCAGCUGACGCCAGCACCGACCAUACAGUACGGGGACGCGCUACGGAUGCUGCAAGAGACGCUGCAAGAGGAUCGGAGACGGAGCCGACAUUCCAGCAACGCCUGCCGGCCCUGCAGGUAUUUGUUGCAAGCGACGGCGAUUGGGGGGGGUUCCAGCGCCGGUUCUUGGCCCACCAAGAGAUGGCAGGCUGGUCGGACAACGAGGCGCUGUGUGCUCUCCCGGCGUUAUUGGACGGCGACGCCCUGGGCACCCUCACUGCUGCACCCAAGUCGGCACGCUCCACCAUUCAGUCGGCGCUGCAGCUGCUGGCCACCGUUUAUGGGCCGCCUUCUGAUUGUCGCCAGCUCUUCUAUGAGCGGCAGAAGGGUGACAAGGAAUCGCCACUCGCUUAUCGCACGGCCCUGCUGUCAUUGGCGAAAGACGCUUUCCCGCGCAUGGAUGAAGAGGGGAUCGAUGCGAUGGUGGCCGAGAAAAUUUUGCUGCUGGCUGACGAUCUGGACUUCACCAUCCUAGCGCAGGACGAUGCGGAUAUGUCAUCACUGCGGGCUGCAAGGCACAUUCACGCCAAUCUCAUCUCCCAGCGGAGGAAGGCGAACAAAGCUGCUGCACGACACACCGUGGCGGCGACCUCUUCCGAAAUGGAGGGAGCCUUCGCUGCGGAUCGUUCUGCAGGAUGGCGAUCUGCCGAGCGUCCAGCUCGGGACGUCCCAAGCCACCGAGACCAGCCCAAGUCCUCUGGAACGCUCGUCGUCUGCUAUAAUUGUGGCCUCCGGGGUCACGUGGCGUCCGGAUGCCGGGCUCCUCGACAGCGCGGUGCGAGACCUGGAGCUGCGGACGGCCCUCUUCACAAGCCUUCGCAACAUCCUCGGGAGCCCCAGGACUGAAGCCCUCUGGGCUGCCAGCCUCCCCCGUGGGGGGCGGCGCUGGCACGUCCGGGAAAUCGGACGACCAGGCACCUGCUGAUGCGACACCUGCCACCGACUCUACCAAGCCGGCCCCUUGUGACGGGCCCGCUGCACGGACUCGCGCCAAAACGCGCCGGUUGUUAUGAUUAGCUUACCGCGCGUGUUCCGUUGCUGCGGAA
This is a messenger RNA of Lethenteron reissneri (Far Eastern brook lamprey), 2079 nucleotides long. RefSeq lists its product as uncharacterized. The record is from RefSeq and is a predicted model, not a curated record. Lineage: Eukaryota; Metazoa; Chordata; Hyperoartia; Petromyzontiformes; Petromyzontidae. Gene Ontology annotation, molecular function: zinc ion binding; nucleic acid binding.